Melanotaenia boesemani (Boeseman's rainbowfish) is the source of this 2246-nucleotide messenger RNA. RefSeq names its product katanin p60 subunit A-like 1 (gene katnal1). Lineage: Eukaryota; Metazoa; Chordata; Actinopteri; Atheriniformes; Melanotaeniidae. Bases 107 to 1567 code for a protein of 486 amino acids. Gene Ontology annotation, cellular component: microtubule cytoskeleton. Gene Ontology annotation, biological process: microtubule severing. Gene Ontology annotation, molecular function: ATP hydrolysis activity; microtubule severing ATPase activity; ATP binding. The transcript has 11 exons. The record is from RefSeq and is a predicted model, not a curated record.
UCUGUAUUCUUCACACGGCGUCUCUCUGCGGCCAUGGUAACACUGUGCUUGUACUGGACGGCUGAUUUAGAAAACACACUUCACUAACCAACACUUUUCAUGUAGCAUGAAUUUGGCGGAGAUCUGUGACAACGCUAAGAAGGGCCGUGAAUAUGCCCUUCUGGGGAACUAUGACUCCUCCAUUGUAUACUACCAGGGUGUCAUUCAGCAAAUCCACAAGUAUUGUCAGUCCCUCAGAGAUCCUGCACUAAAAGUCAGAUGGCAACAGAUCAGACAGGAACUGACUGAAGAGUAUGAGCAGGUGAAAGGAAUCAUGGGAACACUUGACAGCUUCAAGUCCGAGAAGCCUAUUGACAUCCUUGUCCCUCAGCCAGAGGAGCGACCCGAGGAUCCAGCAGUUUGGCCCCCACCCAUACCUGCAGAGCACAGGAAUCCUGUUGCAGUGAAACGGCCCAACAGUGGAGUGAAACAGCAGAGGAAGGACUCUCCUGGUAUGCAGCAUCGAGCGCCAGCAGGCCGUGGACAGGCCAACCCUAAAGCAGACCGGCCAGGGAUUAAGGACACAAAGGGCACAAAGGCCAAAGAUGAUAAGGGAAAAAAAGGAGAUGCACAGGGAGAAGUAGAACAGAAGAAGUUUGAUGGCACAGGAUAUGACAGCGACUUGGUAGACUCACUGGAGAGAGAUAUAGUGUCCCGUAACCCUAAUGUACACUGGGAAGACAUUGCUGAUCUGGAAGAUGCUAAGAAGUUGCUGAGAGAAGCAGUGGUGUUGCCCAUGUGGAUGCCUGACUUCUUUAAGGGCAUUCGUCGACCUUGGAAGGGCGUGUUAAUGGUUGGUCCACCAGGGACUGGGAAGACAAUGUUAGCUAAAGCUGUGGCCACAGAAUGUGGGACAACCUUUUUCAACGUGUCCUCCUCCACCCUCACCUCCAAAUACAGGGGCGAGUCUGAAAAACUUGUUCGUCUGUUGUUUGAAAUGGCCAGGUUUUAUGCUCCAACAACCAUUUUCAUAGAUGAGAUUGACUCUAUCUGUGGCAGGAGAGGAACUUCUGAUGAACAUGAAGCCAGCCGCCGGGUCAAAUCAGAGCUUCUGAUUCAGAUGGAUGGUGUUGGAGGAGCCCUGGAAAAUGAUGACCCCUCUAAGAUGGUAAUGGUCCUCGCUGCCACAAACUUCCCCUGGGACAUUGACGAGGCGUUGCGACGACGGCUGGAGAAGCGCAUCUACAUCCCUCUGCCCACAGCUGUGGGACGUGUAGAGCUUUUAAAGAUCAACCUAAAGGAGGUGGAGCUGGCUCCUGACGUAGACCUGGACCUCAUAGCUGAGAAGAUUGAGGGCUACUCAGGAGCAGACAUCACAAACGUCUGCAGAGAUGCCUCCAUGAUGGCAAUGCGUCGACGAAUCCAAGGCCUGAGCCCCGAGGAGAUACGAGCCCUGUCUAAAGACGAGCUGCAGAUGCCUGUGACCAUGGAGGACUUCACCUUAACACUCAAGAAGAUCUCCAAAUCUGUCUCUGCUGCAGACCUGGAAAAGUACGAAGCCUGGAUGACUGAGUUUGGGUCAGUGUAGAAAAAUGGUAGCGAAUGGACUUAAGGGAACCAGAGGCUUAAAUCGAGGAGGGAGGACUUUGAAAUGUUGAAACCUUGGAACAGGUGGAGUUAGGAGAACUUCUGUAUGUGAAGAGGAAAGCACAUCAGGAAUGAUUUAAUUUAUAUAAGAAGACUGGUGCCUUUUAGAGAACAUGAUGAAAGCUGGUGGCUUUAUUCAUACACUUUCACAUAUUGACUCAUAGAUACAACUUUAUGUGUAGAAAUUACAGUCAUCCAACAGCUGCCUGACUUAAAUUACCUGAAGCUAGGGUGAAGGCCUCUGACACGAGAAACAUUUCAUGUAAACUGUAGCGUAAUUUUCACAAGUAAGGAGUGCACUAGUUUUUACACCAGGCCUCAUGCAAGAACACGUUCUCUUCAUCUUUUAUCUCCUCUCUUCUUCCAUGAUGCUUGUUUGAAUGUGAGGUGUAGACAAGCAAGAGAAGAAACUAUGCUAAUAAAUGGCAUCUAUCAGGUUUUCAUUUAAAUAAAUAAAUUUGAGGAAAAUUUAAAUGGUCACACUGCAGAGUAUCAGGACCUGGUGCUAGAAACAGCAUCUGAAAACAUAACAAAGUAAAUGCAGUCAUGUUAUAAGACCUGAAAUGGGUCAGAGCAGAGAUGUUGGACAGAAAUACUAAACUGUUUACAUAAAAUCUACA